GGGGGGGGGGGGGAGCAAGGGUCCCGGUGGUGACGGCAUCGGAGCGCGCCGCGCGGAGGCGUCGGGCCCGGUGGCACGGAGGAGGACUGCGCUAGCUCUCCAGCAGGUCCUUCCUUUAGUAUGGGGCUGGAGGCCCAGAGGUUGCUGGGGGAUGAAGAGGCUCCAGUGAGGGUGGCCCUUCGAGUCCGCCCACUGCUGCCCAAGGAGCUGCUUCAUGGACACCAGAGCUGCCUGCAGGUGGAGCCAGAGGAUGGGCGGGUCACCCUGGGGCGUGACCGCCACUUUGGCUUCCAUGUGGUGCUGGCAGAGGAUGCCGGGCAGGAGGCUGUGUACCAGGCCUGCGUGCAGCCCCUGUUGGAGGCUUUCUUUGAGGGCUUCAAUGCGACUGUCUUUGCCUAUGGCCAGACAGGCUCCGGGAAGACAUACACCAUGGGGGAGGCCAGUGUGGCCUCCCUGCACGAGGAUGAGCAGGGCAUCAUCCCGAGGGCCAUGGCCGAGGCCUUCAAGCUGAUCGACGAGAACGACCUGCUGGACUGCCUGGUGCACGUGUCCUACCUGGAAGUGUACAAGGAGGAGCUCCGGGAUCUACUGGAGGUGGCUACUGCCAGCCGCGAUAUCCAGCUCCGGGAGGACGAUCGCGGGAGUGUGGUGCUGUGUGGGGUGAAGGAGGUGGACGUGGAGGGCCUGGACGAGGUGCUGAGCCUCCUGGAGAUGGGCAACGCGGCGCGGCACACGGGAUCCACGCCCUUCAACCGGCGGUCCAGCCGCUCGCACACGGUCUUCACGGUGACGCUGGAGCAGCGUGGGCGCACCCCGGGCCGCGCGCCCCGGCCCGCCGGCCAGCUGCUCCUCUCCAAGUUCCACUUCGUGGACCUGGCCGGCUCGGAGAGGGUCCUGAAGACGGGCAGCACGGGCGCGCGGCUCAAGGAGAGCAUCCAGAUCAACAGCAGCCUGCUGGCGCUGGGGAACGUCAUCAGCGCCCUGGGCGACCCGCAGCGCCGCGGCAGCCACAUCCCCUACCGCGACUCCAAGAUCACCCGGAUCCUCAAGGACUCGCUGGGCGGGAACGCCAAGACGGUGAUGAUCGCCUGCGUCAGUCCCUCGUCCUCCGACUUCGAUGAGACCCUCCACACCCUCAACUACGCCAGCCGCGCCCAGAACAUCCGCAACCGCGCCUCGGUCAACUGGAAGCCCGAGGCAGAGCGCGGGGCCGAGGAGGCGGCGGCGACACGGGGGCCACCGCGGCACCGCUCCGAGACGCGCAUCAUCCACCGAGGCCGGCGCGCCCCGGGCCCCACCACCGCCUCCGCCGCCGCGCGCCUGGGCGCCGAGUGCGCGCACUACCGGGCCCGCACCCUCGCGGCCUACAGCUUCCUGCGCCAGCUGCAGGCUGAGCCCGGGCUGCCCGGCGCCGCUGCCCGCAAGGUGCGGGACUGGCUGUGCGCCGUGGACAGCGAGCGCAGCGCGCUGAGCUCCGCCUCGGGUCCCGACAGCGGCAUCGAGAGCGCCUCCGCAGAGGACCCUGCGGCUCGGGGUACCGGGGUGCCCAAGGGGGCCAAGGCUCAGGAAGACGAGGGGCAGCUGCUGGCCUUGCAGACCCAGGUGGCCCGGCUGGAAGAGGAAAACAGAGAUUUUCUGGCUGCGCUGGAGGACGCCAUGGAGCAAUACAAACUGCAGAGUGACCGGUUGCGGGAGCAGCAGGAGGAGAUGGUGGAACUUCGGCUGCAGCUAGAGUUGGUGCGGCCUGGUUGGGGGGAUCCUGGGCUCCUGCAGGGCCUGCCUCCUGGAUCCUUUGUGCCCAGGCCUCACACAGCCCCUCUUGGGGGUGCCCACAGCCAACGCCUGGGCAUGGUGCCCUCUGGUUGUCUUCCUGGAGAUGAAGUUGGCUCUGAGCGGUGGAGUGAGCAGGUGACAAAUGGCAGGGAGGCUGGAGCUGAGCUGCUGGCUGAGGCAGACAGGCUGGGGAGCAGCUCUUCUUCAGAGGACGAGGAGGAGCUGCCCAGGAGGGCCUUACACCUGCGCAGGAAUGGAAUCAACAGCUGGAGCCAGAGGCUGAGCCCAGGGAGCCCGCCGGACAGGAGGGGCCCAGAGCCCCACCCUCAGGAGCCAGGAGCUGCCACCCCCGGGCCCAAAGCAGCCGGUGGCCGUCAGGCUGUGGUUCGGGCCCAACAGGCCCCUGCUGCCUCAGCCUCUGAGUGGCGGCUGGCCCAGGCGCAGCAGAAGAUCCGGGAGCUGGCCAUCAACAUCCGCAUGAAGGAGGAGCUCAUUGGCGAGCUGGUUCGUACAGGGAAGGCCGCCCAGGCCCUGAACCGCCAGCACAGCCAGCGCAUCGGGCAGCUGGAGCAGGAGGCGGAGCGGGUGCGGGCGGAGCUGCGGGAAGGCCAGCGGCAGCUGCGGGAGCUGGAGGGCAGGGAGCCCCAGGAUGCGGGCGAGCGCUCCCGCCUGCAGGAGUUCCGCAAGAGGGUCGCCGCAGCCCAGAGCCAAGUGCAGGUGCUGAAGGAGAAGAAACAGGUGACUGAGCGGCUGGUGUCGCUGUCGGCGCAGCGCGAGAAGCGGCUGCAGGAGCUGGAGAGGAAUGUGCAACUCAUGAGGCGGCAGCAGGGGCAGCUGCAGCAGCGGCUGCGGGAUGAGACGGAGCAGAAGCGGCGCCUGGAGACUGAGAUGAACAAGCGGCAGCACCGUGUCAAGGAGCUGGAGCUGAAGCAUGAGCAGCAGCAGAAGAUCCUGAAGAUCAAGACAGAAGAGAUCGCAGCCUUCCAGAGGAAGAGGCGCAGCGGCAGCAAUGGCUCUGUGGUCAGCCUGGAGCAGCAGCAGAAGAUCGAGGAGCAGAAGAGGUGGCUGGACCAGGAGAUGGAGAAGGUGCUGCAGCAGCGGCGGGCGCUGGAGGAGCUGGGGGAGGAACUCCGCAAGCGGGAGGACAUCCUGGCCAAAAAGGAGGCCCUGGUGCAGGAGAAGACGGGGCUGGAGAGCAAGCGCUUGCGGUCCAGCCAGGCCCUGAAUGAGGACAUCGUCCGGGUGUCCAGCCGCCUGGAGCACCUGGAGAAGGAGCUGUCUGAGAAGAGCGGGCAGCUGCGGCAGGGCAGUGCCCAGAACCAGCAGCAGAUCCGCGGCGAGAUCGAUGCUCUGCGCCAGGAGAAGGAUGCGCUGCUCAAGCAGCGCCUGGAGAUCGAUGGCAAGCUGAGGCAGGGCAGCCUGCUGUCCCCUGAGGAGGAGCGGACGCUGUUCCAGCUGGACGAGGCCAUCGAGGCUCUGGAUGCGGCCAUCGAGUACAAGAAUGAGGCCAUCACGUGCCGCCAGCGGGUGCUGCGGGCUUCCGCCUCCUUGUUGUCCCAGUGCGAGAUGAACCUCAUGGCCAAGCUCAGCUACCUCUCCUCCUCGGAGACCAGAGCUCUGCUCUGCAAGUACUUUGACAAGGUGGUGACGCUGCGGGAGGAGCAGCACCGGCAGCAGAUCGCCUUCUCGGAGCUGGAGAUGCAGCUGGAGGAGCAGCAGCGGCUGGGGUACUGGCUGGAGGUGGCUCUGGAGCGGCAGCGCCUGGAGAUGGACCGGCAGCUGACGCUGCAGCAGAAGGAGCACGAGCAGAGCGUGCAGCUGCUGCUCCAGCAGGGACGAGACCACCUGGGCGAGGGGCUGGCGGACAGCAAGAGGCACUAUGAAGCCCGGAUUCAAGCUUUGGAGAAGGAACUGGGGCGCCACCUGUGGAUAAACCAGGAGCUGCGGCAGAAGCUCGGGUGGCCCGGGGGGAGCUGCGCAGGCCCAGGGGGCGAAAGGAGGAGCCUCAGCUUGGAGCACAGACAGGGCCCUGGAGAAGAUGGGCUCCAUCCAGUGGGCCCUGAGCUUUCCUGGCCGCCCUCCCUCCCCGAAGCGGGGCCCAGAGCCAGGGAGGAGCCCAGGGACUCGGUGCGUGGGCCGCUGCCCCUGACGUGGAAGCGCUCCAGCCUGGGCGGCGAGGAGCAGGGCUGCCUCGAGGACCCAAGGCCGCGGGAGGUGGCUGAGCCCCUAGGGGCCCGGGUGUUACCUGUGGGGGAUGGGGGCCUGUCCUGGAACUUUGGACCUUUGUCCAAGUCCCGGUGGGAGCCCCGAAGGGCCAGUCCAGGGAUGAUCGAUGUCCGCAGAAACCCCCUGUAGGCCCCCAGGGCACAGCCAGCCGCCAUCCCGCUGACCCGAGCUGCCACCUGGUCUCCUGACCGCACACCUGCUGAUGGCAACAAGCUGGGGCUUCAACCCCCAAAUGGACUCUUCUGAGGAUUGAAAUAGUUGUUUUUGUGGGUUUUUUAAACCACGGAGCCACAC
Perognathus longimembris pacificus (Pacific pocket mouse) is the source of this 4293-nucleotide messenger RNA. RefSeq names its product kinesin family member 7 (gene Kif7). Lineage: Eukaryota; Metazoa; Chordata; Mammalia; Rodentia; Heteromyidae. The transcript is spliced from 19 exons. The coding region runs from base 121 to 4128 and encodes 1335 amino acids. The record is from RefSeq and is a predicted model, not a curated record. Gene Ontology annotation, biological process: microtubule-based movement; mitotic spindle organization. Gene Ontology annotation, molecular function: microtubule motor activity; ATP binding; microtubule binding.